Molecule: messenger RNA, 443 nt
Organism: Hypoxylon fragiforme
Lineage: Eukaryota; Fungi; Ascomycota; Sordariomycetes; Xylariales; Hypoxylaceae
Exons: 2
Coding region: 28-252 (74 amino acids)
Source: RefSeq, a predicted model, not a curated record
UUUUGAUGGGAGUGUGAGGAGCGCAAGAUGGGACUUUUCUUCGCGUUGCUGGUAACAUUUUCCUAUUCUCCAACACUCCAUGUUUGUUGUGUGUAUGUAUGUAUAGGACUUUCGAAGAACAAUCCCUUACAUACAUACGUACAUACAUACAUGGAGAGAUGUACAAUACAGGUUGUUGGCGGAAGCCAUCCGGGAAAGCCAUUAGCUGCCUGUCUAGCACGACAGAUAGCUCCCGCUGGACUCCACGGAUGAUCUGAUAGAAAAGACGUUGCUAGUUCGCUAUGUUGCCAGCGUUGCCAGCAUGUCUACUCCGAGGGAAGGGGGGAAUAAACCACAGUUCGUGAUGUUCUGAGAUCGUCAUUGCCACCUAGAUGAUAUUAUCCACGUAGGUAUUAAACAUAAAACCUAGGUAGCUUGCCAAGAUUCACCUACAGAGUACCUCC